GCACUCGAGUUGUGGUGGUCUGAGAUCACUACGAUCGUCAACCCCAUUCCGACUACAAAUAUGUACUACAGCCACCUUGGAAUCAAUUCAUUCGCUAAGAUGGCAUCAGAUUUGACCACAGCAGUUGGUUGCGCUUAUUUCAGAGCUGAUGAUGCGAUAUACAUAAUUUGUCAAUACAAAACUGAACUGACGGAAGGGUCGAAACUCUACGAGAACGGUGUACCGUGCAGACAAUGUCCUCUCGGCGAAGCAUCUUGUGUGAAUGGUCUCUGCCCGGUUGAUCAGCCAACAUCAGCGCCACCAGGUUAA
Molecule: messenger RNA, 309 nt
Organism: Strongylus vulgaris
Lineage: Eukaryota; Metazoa; Nematoda; Chromadorea; Rhabditida; Strongylidae
Source: the annotation of a GenBank genome assembly